Drosophila ficusphila is the source of this 1375-nucleotide messenger RNA. RefSeq names its product probable cytochrome P450 12d1 proximal, mitochondrial. The transcript is spliced from 3 exons. Lineage: Eukaryota; Metazoa; Arthropoda; Insecta; Diptera; Drosophilidae. The coding region runs from base 6 to 1283 and encodes 425 amino acids. The record is from RefSeq and is a predicted model, not a curated record. Gene Ontology annotation, molecular function: oxidoreductase activity, acting on paired donors, with incorporation or reduction of molecular oxygen; heme binding; monooxygenase activity.
CCAGAAUGAACACCUUGAGCAAUGCACGGUCAUUGGCGAUAUGUACAGGUCCCAUUCGAUCGAUGAGAUCUGUCUCCGCUGUGGCACAAAGUCAGGUGAAUGCCAAUACAGCUGAGGAUUUGAAGUCGUUUGAUGACAUUCCACGCCCCAAGAAAUUCAAAUUCAUGAGGGCUUUCAUGCCGGGAGGAGAGUUUUACAAUGCAUCCAUAGUGGAUUAUACAACGGCGUUGCGAAAGCGCUACGGUGACAUAUUCAUAUUGCCCGGAAUGUUUGGACGCCCGGAUUGGGUUACUACUUUCAGCACGAAAGAUAUUGAAACGGUUUUUCGAAAUGAGGGAAUUUGGCCUGUUCGCGAUACUUUUGAGUCGCUUGUAUACUUCCGGAAACACGUUAGACCAGAUGUUUAUGGCGAGGUCCAAGGAUUGACUUCCUCGCAAAAUGAGGAGUGGGGCAAACUGCUGGAUUUUCAGCCCUCGAUGUGGAAGGUUGUGUCGACGCCCACCUACAGAAAAAUGAUGAAAGCACUCAACGGCAGUUUGGAUGUUGCCCUUAAGUUGUUGAAGGAAAGCCAGGAUGACCUGGAAAAACGACGCCAGGCGGGGGAGAAAAUAAACAGCAACAGUAUGAUGGAGCGGCUGAUGGAGAUCGAUCCAAAAGUUGCGGUGGUCAUGGGUUUGGACACCCUCUUCGCCGGCGUGGAUGCCACUUCUACCCUUCUCUCGGCAGUUCUGCUUUGUCUAUCGAAACAUCCAGAAAAACAGACCAAGCUACGUGAAGAACUCCUGAAGAUUAUGCCUACCAAGGACACUCUUCUCAACGAGGAGACCAUGAAGGAUAUGCCAUAUUUAAGGGCGGUAAUCAAAGAGGCCAUCAGAUAUUAUCCCAAUAGCUUGGGAACCAUGAGAUCCUGCCAAAAUGAUGUGGUUCUUUCGGGUUACAAUGUUCCCAAGGGAACCACUGUUCUUUUGGGCUCCAAUGUGCUCAUGAAGGACAGCACUUUCUAUUCCCGACCAGAGGAAUUUCUUCCCGAGCGUUGGCUCAGAGAUCCCGAAACGGGAAAGAAGUCCCAGGUGAGUCCUUUCACCUUCCUGCCCUUCGGAUUUGGUCCUCGCAUGUGCAUCGGCAAGAGAAUUGUGGAUCUGGAAAUCGAGACGAGUGUGGCCAAGUUGAUCCGCAACUUCCAGGUGGAGUUCAAUCGGGAUGCCAGCAAACCCUACAAAACCAUGUUCAUCAUGGAACCGGCCAUUCCAUUCCCCUUCAAGUUCACCGAUAUCGACAAUUAAAUAUUAGUAUAUAAUAUUGGUGAAAGAGUGCAAUUCGUUCCUUAUGUAUUUUGUUUAUAAUAAAUGUACUGAUUACUUACUGCUGCAUGUAA